UUUCUUUUCUGCUGACACUUUCGAAGGUCUUUUCUCGGCAUUCGAUAUAAAAAGUCCGUUGAAAAUCUACUGCUCUUCAGUUGCAAGCCGUACAGUUGCAAAUACCAAUCUCGAAAGCAAUCUUUAUCAAAAUGCGUUUAUUCUCCAAUGUUAUGUGGACCUCGUUGCUGGUAGCUGCUUUGGUUUUCUCAUCAUCCGACGCACACAAAAAAGGAAGAGGAGGCGGUGGGAUUGGAAGGGGUCAUGGUGGCUAUGGUAAGUGUUGCUUCUUGAACGUCCGAGACCAAUCAGGUGGCCAACAAAGUCUAGGCUACGGUGGUGGUCAUACAUUACCGGUGAGUUCGGGACAUGGUGGCUAUUCGUCGCAUGGAGGAUACGGUGGCCACAUCUCUCCGAUGAAAGGAGGACAACACAGCAGUCACAGAGCACCCGUGAGAGGAGGGUAUGGAGGUAAAAUUGCACCAAUAAGCGGAGGGUACGGUGGUCACGGAUCACCUGCAGGUGGAGGGCACGUCAAUGGUCACGCCGCCCUCGUUAGUGGUGGGUAUGGUGGACAUGGUGCACCAAUCGGUGGAGGAUACGAUGGUCAUCCUUCUCCUGUUAGCGGAGGGUACGGCAGUAGCCAAGCGGUCCGUCUGCCUAAGAGUGGAGGUUAUAGCAACAAUUACGCUGCACCUGUGAGCGGAGGAUAUGGUGGUCAUGCUGCGUCAAUGAUCGGAGGAUUCGAGGGACAUUCUGCGUCAGCAGGAAAAGAACAUGGUGGUCACGCAGCUCAAACGAACGGAGUAUACGGUGGUCAUGCUGCGCCAAAAAGUGGAGGAUAUGGAGGUCAUGCUGCUCCGAUGAAGGGAGGAUAUGGAGGUCACGAAGCAUCGGCAGGCAAAGGUUACGGUGUCCAGGGAUCACAAAUGAGGGGGGGAUAUGGAGGUCAUUCUGCACCGAUGAGUGGAGGUUAUGGAAGUCACGCUGCUGGAAAAGGCUACGGUCGUUAAAAAAGGCAGUUAGAAAAAAGCUUCAGUAGCGUCUCGAGAUCGGCAAUCCGACCAUUUAAUUGAAAUUAACCACUCGUCAGAAGAAAUUUCCAGUCAAGAAAUUUCCGUCCUUUGAUCCAAAUGAAAUGAAUUUUCGGAAAAUACACGUUUUUUUAUUAAA
Messenger RNA from Daphnia magna, 1152 nucleotides. Its product is annotated as glycine-rich cell wall structural protein 1.8-like. The record is from RefSeq and is a predicted model, not a curated record. The coding region runs from base 132 to 992 and encodes 286 amino acids. The transcript has 5 exons. NCBI's taxonomy places the organism in Eukaryota, Metazoa, Arthropoda, Branchiopoda, Diplostraca, Daphniidae.